Messenger RNA from Salmo salar (Atlantic salmon), 3953 nucleotides. RefSeq names its product BMP/retinoic acid-inducible neural-specific protein 3. Gene Ontology annotation, biological process: negative regulation of mitotic cell cycle; positive regulation of neuron differentiation; cellular response to retinoic acid. NCBI's taxonomy places the organism in Eukaryota, Metazoa, Chordata, Actinopteri, Salmoniformes, Salmonidae. The record is from RefSeq and is a predicted model, not a curated record. Gene Ontology annotation, cellular component: cytoplasm; dendrite; neuronal cell body.
UAGAUGCAGUACCAGGAGCUGUGUAGCCUUGUUGUCAUUCCAAUCAUCAUCAUCAUCAUCAUUGCCAUCUUCAUCAAAAUUGAAAUUGCUGUGGCUGCUAGAGCAGUUGAGCUCACAAUCAUCAAAUUCCAAAUGAAAUACAUGAACGUGCAUUGUGAACAACGUUUCGUUUGUCUAGAACGGAGAUCUCUCCAAUCUGCUCCCCCCUCCAUCAUUCACACAACUGAUACUGAAAGAGGGAGGCAGCAACUGCCUGAGCUUAGGAGAAUUGAACUCCGAUAACGAAUGAUCAGGCUACUUGUGCACACGAUUUAGGAAUUUUAGGGGUUACAAAUGAAAUUAGCAAGUGUUAAAUUAAAAUAAAGAAGUUGAAAAAACGCGUAUUCAAUUCACUAAUUGUGAAUUAUUGUAUUUGACCGCAAUUUUUACUCACUUGUUUGAGGCGGACGCCCAGAGUUCUUCCCUUCUGUUUUGAGGCUGAAGUUGUUGCGCCAGGCAAAUGUGAGAUCCACCUGCAAUCUACAGAGGAGCCUUCCAAUAUAUGGAUGUAUGUGCUCUGGAAUAUAAAGUGGUUUAUUUUCAGAAGGCUGGGAAAAAAAACGUUUUUUUCUCCCCAUGUUUGGUAUUUCAGCCUCGCAUCAAUUCUAACACGGGCAGUUGAGCGAAUUUAUUUCAUAUUUUGACCACACGGAAAAUGAAAAUACCUUUUAUCAGGGCUCGUGCAACCUCGAGAUCUCUUUGAUUCAUUAAACAUAAACAUAUUUGAUCUCCACACUUUCAGAAAUCAGGACACAGGCAAAGUUUGGAGAGGAUGAGGAGUCGCUGGGUGAAGCAUGAGCUGCCAGGGUAUCGGUCUUAGACAGGUGCCUGUGCUGCUCUUAUGGGAGGGGGUCGCUCUGGGCCUGUUCUGCUGCUGGACCUGGGCUGGGGUUGCUGCCGCCGCGGCCGGACCCAGUGAUGGCGGUAGUGCUGGGCCCAUGGGCUGGCUGCUGUCGGACAAAGGGCCCUUCCACAAUUCCCUGGAGUUCACAGAGUCUGUGGAGAGACACCAGCAGGGCUACACCACCAGAUACAAGAUCUACAGGGAGUUUGGCCGAUGGAAGGUCAACAGCCUGGCGGUGGAGUGGCGUGACAACAGUGGCGGCCUGGCUCCGCCCCUCGACCCUGACUUCAUGCACACGAUCAGGCAGCUUGGGCGGCGGCCCACACUCCGCAGGAUCACUGAGAAAAUCAUCAAGAAGUACGGGACUCACCUCCUACUGUCCGCCACGCUGGGAGGGGAGGAGUCCUUGACGAUAUUUGUGGAUAAGAGGAAGCUAAGCCGCGACCCGGAACCAGGGGCUGGAGCUGAGGGCAGCAGACACAACGGUACGGGGGCCAUGGCAGGGGCGGUGACCCUGGAGGCCCUUCACCAGCUGGCUGCCUCCUACUUCACCGACAGGGAGAGCACUCUGCGCCGGCUCCACCACCUCCAGAUUGCCUCCACUGCCAUCAGGGUGACUGAGACCAGGACGGGCCCGCUUGGAUGCAGUAACUAUGACAACCUUGACUCUAUCAGCUCAGUACUGGUCCACAGUCCAGAAAACAAGAUCCAGUUACAAGGACUCCAGGUAAUUCUACCAGCCUACCUGCGGAGCCGCUUCGUCCAGGCAGCCCUCAGCUACAUCGGCUGUAACUCGGAGGGCCAGUUUGUUUGCAGGGCCAGUGACUGCUGGUGCCAGUGCAGCCCGGACUUCCCACAGUGCAACUGUCCACAGACGGACCUCCAGGCCCUGGAGAACAACCUACUGCGCCUCAGGGAGACUUGGACACUGGCCAACCAGGAGUUUGUGGAAUCAGAGGAGUUCCAAAGCUUUGUUGGAAGGUUGCCAACCCAUUACGCCGUGAACACAUCUGUCGUGGAGCACUUGUGGAGGAUGGAUGGGGGUCUGCUCCAACGCUAUAGGCAGCUGGAGACCACGAGCGGCCUGCUCCUCGACAAAGCACGUCGCGCCGCUAACAAGCUCUUCAGUCUUAGCAAGAGAUGCCGCCAUCAGCCCAGAAUAGUGCUGCAGAGGGAGAGACCCCUUCGCUACUGGCUGAGCUACAUCCUGUCCCUUCUGUACUGCAGUGAGAACGACCACAUCGGCCUGUACUCUGUGGAGACCCGCAGCUGCUCCUGCCCCUACCACCACCCCCCCUGCCAGGGCCCCAUCCCCUGCUCAGUAGGAGAGGGCCCCCGCUGCACCUCCUGUUCCUCUGAGAACCGCACGCGCUGCUCCAGCUGCAACCCGGGCUUUACCCUGGGCCAGGGGCUGUGCCGGCCCGCCGUGCCUGACCCCACGGACCCCUACCUGGGCUUGGAGAGCGACCGCGACCUCCAGGACCUGGAGCUGUGCUACCUGCUCCAGCACCGGGACCCGCGCAUCACCUUGCACGGCAUCUUCGUCAGCAACGACAUUCGCCUCAACGCCUGGUUUGACCCGUCGUGGCGGAAGAGGAUGCUGCUGACCUUGAAGAGCAACCGCUACAAGUCCAACCGUGUGCACAUGCUCCUGGGGGUGGCGCUCCAGGUGUGCCUGACCAAGAACAGCUCGCUGGAGCCUGCGCUGUCCAUGUUCGUCAACCCAUUCGGGGGCAGCCACUCGGAGAGCUGGACCAUGCCCAUCGGCCAGCAUGGCUACCCCGACUGGGAGCGGACCAAGCUGGAUAUCCCCCUGGACUGCUACAACUGGACCUUGACGCUGGGCAACCGGUGGAAGAGCUUUUUCGAGACAGUGCAUUUCUACCUGAGGAGCCGCAUUAGGGACUCAGUGCCAGGAUUGGCUCCGGGGCCAGAGGUUAGGGGACACAGGAACGCUAGUACAGUGUCCCUGGAAUCACCGGAGGGCACCGUGGAACCAAUGGUGGCAUCUUCAUCCCAGAGCAUGGGCUACAUGAAGAUCAACAGCAUGCAGCUGUUUGGAUACAGCAUGCACUUUGACCCGGACACCAUCCAGGACCUGAUCUUGCAGCUGGACUACCCGUACACUCAGGGAUCCCAGGACUCGGCCCUGCUGCAGCUGGUGGAGAUCCGCUACAGGGUCAACCGACUCUCUCCUCCAGGGGCUCAACCAAUGGACCUGUUCUCAUGUCUGCUCCGUCACAGACUGAAACUGUCCAGCUCUGAAGUGACCAGAAUACUGGCUUCCUUACAGGCUUUCAGUGUCAGACAACCAAACUCUGUGGAGUACGAAGCAACCAAACUAUGUAGUUAAUAAUGAGCGGUGGGCAGGGCCAAUGUGAUGUUUUUUGUAUUAACCCAAUCAGAGAAAAUGUCAGCCACAUAGCUUAUAGAUUUUGUCCAAUGGGUCCAUUUGUGUCGGUGUACACUGUUCAUGGCUUUAGUUGUAUGUAAGUGUCAUUAAAUGUGAUGUUUUUAAUCACUCAAAUUAAUCAAAUUGCUUAGAUUUAUGUACUUUUAUGAAUUUUAGGAAACAAACCAUCAAUUGGUUAUUACAUUGAUACUAACAUGCACCCUACUGGAGCAUAUGUAUCAAUCCAAUGAAUCUGCUGAGGGAAGGGGAGUGAGACGCUGCAUAUGGGCUGUGCUUGUACUGACCAUCUGAAGCUGCAGAAUACAUUGUCUCACAGUGUCUCGAUUCUCCAAUGGGGAGGGAAGGCAUCCUUGGCACAGAUUACCAAGCAUAUAGUGGGGACAUUGAGAGUAGUAGCCUCCUACUCUGUACCUGGCCGACAUUCACAUUUACUGUGAUGGAUGAGGGAGGGAAGCAGAGAGACAUGCAAAGCAUCAAACACAGGCUAGGUAUCAAUGGCCAUGAUCAGAGAUACAGUUGAAGUCGGAAGUUUACAUACACCUUAGCCAAAUACAUUUAAACUAAGUUUUUCACAAUUCCUGACAUUUAAUCCUAGUAAAGAUUCCCCGUCUUAGGUCAGUUAGGAUCACCACUUUAUUUUAAGAAUGUGAAAUGUCA